CAAAUACGGAUACAUACAGAGAACAAGGAGACCAACAAUGCGGGUAACAGUGAUAUUACUGACUGGAAUCCUUGUGGACUCAGUUCAGUCAGGAACAUCGUCCUCCGUGGCAGUGCUGAACGUCUAUGGGGACUCGGGUACCUUCCUGAGCCCAGGCUACCCCAAGCAAUACAGCAACAACUUGAAUUUGACCUACACGGCCCACCUGGACAGUUCCGGUCCGCUGAUGGUCCGUCUGUCCAUGGAGUUGGACCUGCAGGGCAAGACUGGCUUCUGCUACGACUACGUGAGAGUCUUCUCUCUUCUGUACUGCGGCGCUGGCUCCCUGGUCACUGAAGUCCAGGUGUCAGGGGAUGUUCUUCAAAUGCUCUUCAUUUCUGACUCUUUAUAUACCUACCGGGGAUUUAACAUCACCUACACAGUGCUGCCAGCAACAACGACAGCAGCAGAUGAAAGCACGAGUGUGGCGACAGAUGAACUCGUGACCUUCAGCACAGACAGCACCACAGCCUCCUGGGACAGUUCAAGUAUGGCCACCGACCUCAACAUCGCCCCUACCACAGACACCUCCACACUCUCGGGCUUUCCGAACGCUUCCUCCCUCACAGCCUCCACUAGUGGAAGCAAAUUGCUUUCUCCCGCAUCCAUGGAAACUAGCCACUCAGAGGAAAGUUCGACUCUGACGUCAGAGGUAACGCGCAUCGAAAUCACAAGCGAUCGAAACCUCGGCACUCAAGAGGUCAUCUUAACACCUGUGACUGACCCUACAGGUGUACAGUCUAGUGAUGUCAGCGCUGCCAUGUCCUUGACAUCUCGGGUCACUUCAACGGCUCUAAUGACGUCGCAGGCCGUUAACGUCACUUCCGUCAUGUCGCCCUCGACAUCGCCUUUCAGCGGAGCAAAGGUUUCGAAGCCACCCGGGACAGAAUCUUUGACUUCAGCAGUCACUCCAUCUGACAGCGGUCUGUCAAAAAAUGUGACCUCUGGGUCAUCGCCAGCACCGACUCCAGUUCUCGUGGCCUGCAGAUGCAAGUCAUGUGACAGGCUGACCCCAGAGGUAGCUGUACAGCAAGCAGAGGCCCGAGCGUUGCUGUUGGCCAGAGCCUUGGCCGUCGACAGGAGGAACGUGUCCAGCCUCAAGCGCCGCAAGACGAGUGCACCUGACGGACGAGUGUCGGCGGUGACCUGUGGGGUCAUGAUCACUGCCAUCUGUGUGGUGCCAUUCUUGCUCCUUGUGGUAGCAGACAUCGCAGCCAUGUGCACUCAAGCCAAGGCCCAACGGAACAAAAGGGGCAUAACCGCUUGAACAGGUGGGAGGACGAGUUAGUUGUUCAUGGAGUGUGGGGCGAUGUCGACCUCUUUCCACUUGCAACAUGUUACUUUUUAAAAAUAAUAUUUUAUUUUCUUUUUGUUAAUUUAAAAAGGACAUUUUGAUCAUCCCCUUCUCUUUUCUUCAAUGUAUAUAAAUGUAAAUUAACUUAAUAUUUAAUGUAUUUGAGCUCUGUCCACAUUUUAUUACAAUUAUUUGCCACAAUAAACUAGUUUGUGCUGUACUUUAUAUGCUUAAAUAAGUUGUUUGUGAGUGUGUCUAUGCUGAUGCAAGGAUGGUGACCGGCCAUCAGACACUUGUCUGCCCUUAUCUAUGAGCGAGGUGUAAUCGCAAUGUUGCUCUUCUGUUGCUUCUAUUUCUUCCUCUACAUCUACCACUUCAUCUACUUUUUAUUCUACCUUUACUACUUCAUUUACAUCUAUUUCCCACUACUUCAUCUUCUACAUUUUCUUCCACUACUUCUGUCGCAUCAUUCACUUCUUCCUCGACUUUUACCAGUUCAUCAACUCCUUUUCCUACUUCUACCCCUUUUUUCUACUUCUUUA
Messenger RNA from Pomacea canaliculata, 1875 nucleotides. Its product is annotated as serine-rich adhesin for platelets-like. The coding region runs from base 38 to 1306 and encodes 422 amino acids. The transcript has 4 exons. NCBI's taxonomy places the organism in Eukaryota, Metazoa, Mollusca, Gastropoda, Architaenioglossa, Ampullariidae. The record is from RefSeq and is a predicted model, not a curated record.